Messenger RNA from Perkinsus marinus ATCC 50983, 846 nucleotides. RefSeq lists its product as hypothetical. The transcript has 2 exons. NCBI's taxonomy places the organism in Eukaryota, Perkinsozoa, Perkinsida, Perkinsidae. Gene Ontology annotation, biological process: proteolysis. Bases 1 to 846 code for a protein of 281 amino acids. Gene Ontology annotation, cellular component: fungal-type vacuole. The record is from RefSeq and is a predicted model, not a curated record. Gene Ontology annotation, molecular function: aspartic-type endopeptidase activity.
AUGAAGGUUGACGGUCAGUGUCUGAGCCCUCUGGUCGACACAGGAUCAUCUAAGCUCUUCUUCGUCGAGAAAGAGUACCUCGAAAGUCAGCUGAUGGAUAAAAGAGUGAUAGACAACAAAGCGUUCUCUAUGUACUUCAAACCAGAGAACUACAGCGAGGGCGAACUCGUCAUUGGCGGUGAGGACUCGAGUAAACACGAAGAACCUGUCAUUGCGGUUCCUCUGGUUGACGUGGGUGGCACCUGGGUGGUCAAGGUGGCGAGCCUCGUAGUUGGCGAGGAAACCAUUCUAGAGUCGGUGCCGAUGGAUAUCGAUAGCGGCACAUCGUAUUUCUGGUUGCCAUUUGGGUUGCAUCUUAGUCUCUGGAAGGCACUUGAGAAGUCGGCCAGUCUUAGAGCAGGUCGACAGAUCAAGUUCAACUACAACGAUGGUUUGCUCGCUCUCUCACGGUGUUCUGAUAGGGUCUAUCUCCCCCCACUGGAAGUCCAUCUGCGCGACAAGUUCGGUGUCGUUUCACUUAUUGUGAUAUCGAGCGACUUCUACGUACAAUCGUCCAGCUCACCAGAAGGGGAAACGUGCAUUCUACUAGGGCGAAUGGACCCCGUCGAUGAUCUGUAUACCCGUCCAACCAUUGGGUUGAAUCUAUUGCGGGAAUAUUAUCUUAACUUCCAAUAUGAUGAGCGUGAGAUCCGAUUCGCGAGAAUGCUGAAGGGCUCCGAUACUACUAGUCAGCCCUUGAAGGCUUCAAGUCGAGAACAGGGAAACCACAACAAACCUAUCAAAUCAAUGGAACCAGAUUCUUCAUCUAGUACUCUGUUCGACAGAAGUAUCAAGCUCGUCCCCUAG